Paramecium octaurelia is the source of this 1586-nucleotide messenger RNA. The record is from the annotation of a GenBank genome assembly. NCBI's taxonomy places the organism in Eukaryota, Ciliophora, Oligohymenophorea, Peniculida, Parameciidae.
CUUAUAACAGUCCUCAAAUGGUAAUGCAGUAUUAAGAUUUUUGAGUUAUCCACAAAACAGAGUGUAGGUACAUCCAAUAAUCAAUCCAAGAGAUAGAAAAUGACAAAAAGUUAUUUUAAAGGAGAUCUUUCAUAAUCAGACAUGAUAGUGUUGACAGAGUCAGAAUUGAAGAGAAUAAAGGUAUUUUAAAGACAUUGAAAAUAGAAUCUAUCAGUUAUAACAACAAAAGAAGAGUAAUUGCAACAUAAAAAGUUGAUGGAAGAAUAGAAAGAGUAAUAGUUGGCAGCUGCCUAAGCCAAAAAACAGAGAAUGUUAUAGAUUGAAGAGGAGAAAAAGAAAUCUAUUCCACUGAGUUAACAAGAGCAGGAAGAUAAAUUUGCCAAGGAUUCCUUGAUAUCAAGAGUUUUAUAAUAUAUUUAUGUCAUUAGGCAUAGGAAAUAAUCAAUGAACAAAUUGAUGAUGUCAAAGAGAUGAAUAAAAUGGUGAUGUAUGCUAAAUGCGUUACAAUCAGAGAUAAAUAAUUGUAAGAAAAAAAAGAGUUAUAUGAUCAGUACAAAAUGCAAGAAAAACGCAAGGACUUGAUGAUGGAAAUAGAGAGACUUAGAGCAAUCAAAUAUCAUGAAGAAAAGGAUUAGAAGUAAAAACAACAAUUAAAACAUGGACAUGAAAUCAUCAUUGAAUAAAUUAAAGAAAGAGAAUUGAUAAGAUUGAAAGAAAAGGAAGAACAAGAAAGAGAAGGUCAGAUUAUGCUUAAAUAAAUUAAACAAUUAUAAUAGGAAGAAGCACACAAGGCCUAACUUAGAAAGACUCAUCAAGCUAAGGUUCAAGAUGAAAUUCUGGAGGCCAAUCAUAAGGCUAUUUUGAUUAAGGAAAAAAGAAUACAAGAAGAGAGGGACGAAGAGGAUAAAAUAUUAUAAUACAACUUACAAAAGGCUUAAAAGGAAGCUGAGUUCUUAGAAGAGCAAAAGAGAAUUAAAGAAGAGAAGGAAAGAGAGGUGCAGAGAUUGAGAGAAAUGUAAGAGAAGGCUCAAGAUAGAGCCGCUGAAUUGGACCUAUUAAGAGCCAAAAGAGCUAUGGAAUAAAAUGAAAGAUAGGCAAGAGAGAAAGAAAGAAAAGAAUAAGAGUUAAAGAUGAAAUUGAAUUAUGAAGUCAUGGAAGCCAGAAAAUUACAAUAAAGGGAGAAGCUUGAGAGAUAUUAAGAAUAAGUAAAUUAUAAAUACUAUGAGAAUAGGCAAAAUUAGAAAGAGAUGAAUUCCAAAAGGUUAUUUAGAAAUAAAAAUAAGAAAGAGAAAAUGAGAUUAAAAUCUUAUAAGAUAAAGAAGCAUUAAGAAAAAAGCAUGCUGAAGAGCUAAGAAAAUAAAUCAUUUAGAAUGAAGAGAGAAAGAAGCAAGAGGAAAGAGAUAAGUAAUGUUAUCAUAAAUUAUGAAAGACUUGAAGAAGGUAAGAAAAUCAAGGAUAAAUUGAAUUAAGAAAAAAGACUCUUAGAGACCAUUAAAGAUACUAAACUCAAGGAUCUUAACGAAAAAGCCAUCCCAGAUAAGUAUAAAGCCGAAUUAGCUAAAAAGAAAAUCGUUAUAAAUAUUUGA